Jatropha curcas is the source of this 3990-nucleotide messenger RNA. Its product is annotated as putative inactive disease susceptibility protein LOV1. Gene Ontology annotation, molecular function: ADP binding. Gene Ontology annotation, biological process: defense response to other organism. Lineage: Eukaryota; Viridiplantae; Streptophyta; Magnoliopsida; Malpighiales; Euphorbiaceae. The record is from RefSeq and is a predicted model, not a curated record.
UUUUCUACUGAACCCAGAGAGAGGAAGUGGGAAUGGACAUUCAGUCGUUUCCCAUUGGCCAAACCUUCUAUAUACAGAGAAACCUAUUCGUACAUGACACACUCCAUUUCUUCUUUUAGCUACCUUCUCUUCUUCUUCUUUUAUUCGUCGUCGUUUCAUCUAUCAGAUGGAUCGGAAACUGGUUUCUUCGCCGGUGCUUUGGAAACUCUCCGAUCUGCUGGUCAACGAGUCAGUUCCAUUUCUAGGUUUGGAAGAUGAGCUCGAAAGCAUCGAAACUAAACUCAGAGAUAUUGUUAACUCUGAGUAUUUCGAUUGCAAAAGAGACCUUGCUUAUGACAUUGAAGAGGUAAUUGAUUUCUUACUAGAAAAAGCAGCUCAAAAUACCCAAAAAGGAACCCUAGUUCAAUUUUUUUCCUCUUUCGUUGAUUCCAUCGAUCAACGCAAGCUUAGGAAGAAAUUGGACCGUAUCCGAUUUGAAAUCUUCCGCUCUACUGAUAAAUUAAGUCGCCGGAAAGGAGUUGAGCCAUGGCCUAAUCCUUCUUAUUCGUCUUCUUCAGUAAGGAAGCAACUUGAUGUGGGUGAGAGUAUUAUGUCCCCUGUGAUAAGGAAAGUUAUUGUCUUGGCCAGUCAUAAACAAAUUAGUCGUUCUGUUAGAAGACAAGCUAGAUGGGUAAGAGAUGAAAUGAGAUUCUUGCAUGUGUUUGUUAAGGACUUGGAGUCAAAAGAGUUGAGAGGAGAAGAAAUGGCUUGGAUGGAGGAGGUUUCCUUGUUUUCUCGCUCUGCAGAGGAUGUUAUUGGGUUGUUCUUGUCUAAAAGAGAAGAAAGUAAUACGUCUCUUUUCACAAAUCUUGGUUUGGAUACUUCCAAACUCAAAUCGCAAAGGAAACUCCGGCGAGAGAUGGAUCAAAUGAAGAGUAAAAUUCAAGAAAUCAUCAAAAGGUUUGGUAAACUCCCACACCAAAUGUAUAUUCCACCGCCAAGGUUUCCUCCAAAUUUGCCACCACCACCUCCUAUUCCUUUUCAACCCAACUUUCCUGGUCGAUUUGUUCCUAAUAUACCAGGUGAUGCUACUUCAUUGUCUUCUUUUGAUGAUGAUGAUUUUGAUGAUUUUGAUGAAAUAGAUGAUGGAACUCCACCGCCUACUGACGAACAAGUUCAAGACGUUGGUGCUUUUGACGGCAAUGGCGGUGCAUCAUCAUCAUCUUCUUCUCGCCGGGCUGAGAUACCUGAUGUUCCUAUCUUCGACGCCAAAAUGGAUGAUAUUAUGGAGAUGUUGCUGAGAGAUGAUCCAAAUUGUCUUACUGUUUCAAUUCUGGGCAUGGAAGGAAUUGGUAAGACAAAACUUAUUAAGUCAAUUUAUGAAAGUCCUGCUAUUAGAGAUCAUUUCCCUCACCGUGUUUGGAUUAGUUGGGUGCGUGACUCAAAUAUCAACCGCGUUAUGGAACAAUUAGUUGGUGCUCAGUAUUUGAAUAUUAGAGUUGUAAACGGGGAUUGGGAUGAUUAUUUAUGUAGGCUUAGGCGAUUGCUGAAUGAUUUCUUGAUGGAUAAGAGGUACCUCAUUAUUAUUGAUGGGUUAUCCUCAAAAGUAUUAUGGAAUCAACUUGGGGCUGCAUUUGAUGGCCUAUCAAAUGGAACUAAGGUAGUUUUCAUUUCGUCCAAAUUAGGAGUGACUCCAGAAAGUAGUGAGAGAAAUUUCACUUACAGAUUGCAAUUAUGGAGUGAUGAUGACAGUUGGGCAUUGUUUGUUCGUUCUUUGAAUGUGAAUAUUCCCUUAGAGUUGCUAGAAUUGAAAAAGAAGGAAAUACUAAGAGUAUGUGGCGGGUUGCCAAAGGCAAUAGUGAAACUUGCAGAACUUCUGGCAAGGGAAAAUGUAUUUCCAGAGGAUUGGUCAAGGGUGAUUGACAAGUUCAAUAAAGAUGAAGGUUCUUGGUCAGGAACCUUGCAAGAGAUCAACAAGAAUUUGCCAUUGUACUUGAGGAGAUGUCUCUUUUAUUUUGGAUUAUUUCCUGAACACUUUGAGAUCUCUUUGAGAAGAUUGAUUGGAUUGUGGGUUGCAGAGGGUUUUGGGCACCAAAAGAAUGAUAAAGAGUCUCCAGAAUGUGUUUCUGAGAAAUGUUUGAUAGAGCUGGUAAACCGGAAUAUGAUCCAAGUGACAAAGAGGAAGCUAAAUGGAAAAAUCAAAGCAUGCCGCUUGCCUGAUGCUCUGCGAGUUCACUGGCUCGUAAAAGCCAGGGAAGCUUUUCUGCAAGAUAAUGGCCAUAUUGGGGACAAUUUGUCCACCAGCAGUGGUAUAAUACACCGACUUGUCGACCAUCUUGACUGUAGACAUGCCAGCUUUGAUCAUAUUCAUGGAGACAGCACUACUUCCUCAUCUCUGUAUACUUGCUACAGAGACACUGUUUCUUUUCUAUCCUUUGAUGCUCGAGAAGGAAGCAGACCUGGAGAAGAUGUAGGUAAUUUUCUUCAACGAUGCAUCUCUAACAAAUGUUUCAGUUCUCUAUGGGUGCUAGACCUUGAACAGGUGUACAAGCCAAAGUUGCCCAAGGCAGUGGGCCAAUUAGCUCGCUUAAGGUACCUUGGCCUAAGGUCAACUGACCUGGAGAUGCUUCCUUCAUUCAUCAGCAAAUUGCUAAACCUUCAGACACUGGAUUUAAAGCACACUCACAUCAAUGCGCUCCCAAGUUCAAUCUGGAUGAUGAAGGAAUUGCGACAUUUAUUCCUGGAUGAGAGUUCUGGUUGCACAUUUGCACCUCGACCAAAAGACAGCUGCUUAGUGGAUAUCCAAACACUCUGGGGUGCAUUUGUAAAUGAGGAUAGCCCAGUUAUAGAUGGUCUGGACACAUUUCUGAACAUCACAAAAUUGGGUCUUACAUGCAAGAAAACGGAGCUUUCUCAGUCAGAGGCAAUGUCCUUGCAACUGGAUGCUGUAGCAAAUUGGGUUCUCAAGCUAAAUCAUCUUCGAUCUUUGAAGUUGAAAUCAUUUAACGAAUUGGGUCAGCCUUCGGAUCUACAACUAGAGUCUUUAUCGGGUCACUUGGAUCUCUCUAGUAUACAUUUGGUUGGAAACCUAAAGAAUCAGAAUCUUGUGUCAGAGUUCCCACAAAACCUUAUUGAACUCACUUUGUCAGCAUCUGGACUUGUAGAAGACCCAAUGCAAAUGUUGGACAAGCUUCCAAGCCUCAGAAAUUUGAGAUUAUUCUCUGGGACAUUCACUGGGAAGAAAAUGGUUUGUAGUUCUGGAGGAUUUCCUAAGCUUCAAGUCCUCAAAUUGUGGGAGCUAGAGCCGCUAGAGGAGUGGAAUGUGGAGGAAGGGGCACUGCCUUGUCUGAAAUGCUUGGAGAUCAGAUCCUGUACAAAUUUGGAGAUGCUUCCUGAUGGAUUGCCGUAUGUUAAGACCCUUCACAAACUAAAAUUAACAAAUGUGCCUCUGUUGUCAGCUAGGAUUAAGGAUAAUCUGGGUGAGGAUUGGGAUAAAGUUGCUCAUAUAUUGAAUAUAUAUACAGAAGAUGGAUAAUGCUGCACAGAAAGUCAAGUACCACAAAGGAUUCGUCUGAAGCUUCAUGAUUCCGACCUAAUCAUUGGCAGUACUUUUCAUUCAACUGAAGGUCUUCUUCUAGCUUCUACUCUUUUGCUUAAUGUAAAUAGUAAAUAUGUGGCGAACAACACCACCGUUUAUAUAUAUAUAAUAAUAACAGGGGCAUAUGAAAUGGUGAAAAAUGUUGCUAGCUAAGAUGAAUUUGGAUGAAAAUUUUGUAACUGUUGAUGGUUCUUUGUGGAAUGUGUCAUUUUUUGGCUAUAUAUUAGUCAGCUGCAGCCAUGUAUUAGUUUGCUAAUUUGAAGCAUAGCUCUUGCUGCUACUGAUUUUGUCAAGAUUAUCAUCAUUGUCACCAUUGUAAUUUCAUUUUGGUGGUUGCCAAAAUUUCACUGUUGCUUGCGCUAGUGUUCCUCUUUUAACUUUCCCUGAAAUUUUAAUAUCAUUUACUUCUUACC